GUCGGUACUGUCACGUGAAGCUUGCCACGGAAGUUCCUCGGUCGAUUUUGCCGACAAAAAAAGUUAUCAAAAAGCACCUGACAAGGAUUACCGUGGACAAUGAUCCACAGUUUGUUCAUCAUCAACAAUGCUGGGGAUGUUUUUAUGGAGAAGCAUUGGAAGAGUGUCAUAAACAGAUCAAUAUGUGACUAUUUCUUUGAAGUGCAAUCCAAGGCAGCCACUCCUGAAGAUGUACCCCCCGUUAUUUCAACCCCUCACCACUAUCUUAUCAAUAUCUACAGAAGUCAGUUACAUCUUGUUGCUGUGGUCACUACAGAAGUGCCACCCCUGUUUGUGAUAGAGUUUCUGCACAGGGUAAUGGACACAUUUGAAGACUAUUUUGGAGACAGUUCAGAAGCCACCAUCAAGGAGCAGUAUGUGGUUGUAUAUGAAUUGCUUGAUGAGAUGUUGGACAAUGGUUUCCCACUGGCCAUGGAGGCCAACAUCUUGAAAGAGCUCAUCAAACCUUCCAACAUUCUGCGAACAAUUGCAAAUACUAUGACAGGAAAAUCUAAUGUCAGUGGCACAUUGCCCACAGGGCAGCUGUCCAACAUCCCGUGGAGACGGACAGGAGUCAAGUAUACUAACAAUGAAGCCUACUUUGACAUCAUUGAAGAGGUGGACGCCAUUGUGGACAAAUCUGGGUCGACUGUUGCUGCAGAGAUACAGGGGCGUGUUGAUGCGACUGUAAAGUUGAGUGGUAUGCCAGAUUUGACCUUGACCUUCAUGAACCCAAGAUUGUUGGAUGACCUUAGUUUUCAUCCAUGUGUGAGGUUUAAGAGAUGGGAGGCAGAACGUGUGAUUUCAUUUGUGCCACCAGAUGGCAGUUUUAGGCUUAUGUCAUAUCAUAUUGGUACUCAAAAUUUGGUAGCUAUUCCCGUUUACUUAAGACACAAUAUCUCAUUUCGAGAGGGGAGUGGUGGAAGAUUUGAUGUAUCAGUAGGACCAAAACAGACAAUGGGCAAAACAGUGGAAAAUGUCUCCCUAGAGGUUCCCUUCCCGAAGUCAGUGCUAAAUGUAACCCUCACCCCAAAUGUAGGCAAAUACACCUUUGAUCCAGUGAACAAAAUAAUGGUGUGGGAAAUAGGGAGGAUAGACCCAACAAAACUGCCAAAUAUUAGAGGAUCUAUCAGUUUACAAAGUGGUGCACCUAUUCCAGAGUCAAACCCUACCAUAUCUGUGAAUUUCACUAUCAACCAGAUGGCUAUCUCGGGACUAAAGGUGAACAGGCUGGAUAUGUAUGGGGAGAAAUACAAACCAUUCAAAGGUGUGAAGUACAUCACAAAAGCUGGAAAGUUCCAAGUGCGGACAUGAAAUGACUGCUUGUAGAUAUUAGCUCCAAUCAAAUGACAGUUGUUGUCAAGGUCAUUUCAAUAUUUUUCAUUGGCUUACUUUUUCCAUGCAUUCUGUCAUUCACAUAGUCAUGGAUCUUUAUUUAAACUUUUAUUAUUAAAUGAAAUAUAAUUUUCUCAGCAUGAGAAUAUGAAUGAUCAUUGAUGGAAAAAGUAUAUUGUAAAAUAAAAA
Messenger RNA from Lingula anatina, 1563 nucleotides. Its product is annotated as AP-3 complex subunit mu-1-like. Gene Ontology annotation, cellular component: clathrin adaptor complex. Lineage: Eukaryota; Metazoa; Brachiopoda; Lingulata; Lingulida; Lingulidae. Gene Ontology annotation, biological process: vesicle-mediated transport; intracellular protein transport. The record is from RefSeq and is a predicted model, not a curated record.